UAAAUGGCGAAAUGAAUUGAAGGCUGCGCAGCAUUUAAACUCAUACUCUCUCUCUCUCUCUCUCUCUCUCUCUCUCUCUCUCUCUUCCUGCAAUUGAAACUGAAGCUUUGAAGCAUCGUAGCUCCAUCGUCUUCUCUUUCACACUGGAUCUUCGCGGUCGAGGCAAUUAGUUUCUGCUUCUCGAGCUUAAAUGUCUCGUCGGCUCGAUAUCUUCAUUUUCGCUCCUCUCCCAUCGCCACCGCCUCCACCUCCGCCAUUGCAGGAUAAUGUAGCAAGAACGGGAGAAGCAACCUUCGAUCAAGCUCGCAGUCAUGGAGGCGGUUCUUCAUCCAGUAACGUGAAACCUAGCUUUGAAAUCCUGUCUCUCAUCCUUGCCGUUGUCGUCUUGGCUUCCCUUUCUCUCCAUCUCCUGCUCCGCUGCCUUAAGCGAUCCUCUUCUUCCGACGAUGCUGUCCUCGCGUCCGCCGAGCCGCAUCCGGUUUCUCGCGUCUCCAACCGCCAAGUGUCGCCGGCUAAUCAGUCGCUGAUCGAGUCACUCCCUCUCUUCUCCUUCGAUUCGGUCUCUGGCCUCCGCAGCUCUUCCUUUUCGCCUGAGUGCGCCGUUUGUCUGUCGAAAUUCGAGCCGCACGACCUGCUCCGCCGUUUGCCUCUCUGUUUGCACGCAUUCCACUCUGAUUGCAUUGAUACGUGGCUCGCCUCACAUCAGACCUGCCCCCUGUGCCGAUCUGCAAUCCACGUGUCCGAAUCAGAACUUGCUUCCAAGCUGUCGUCUUUGUCCGCCCGCGGCGAUAGUUUCCGGAUUGAGAUUGGAAGCGUCAGCCGCGACAGAACGCCGACGGAUCACAACGCCUCCCGGCGGUCGUACUCGAUGGGAGAGUUCAACUAUGUGGUGGAGCAGGAGUGUGAGGUUGUGGUGCCACCGACGCACAGGCGGGGAGCUUCGGAAUGCAUUUCAAACGUGAAGGAGAAAGAUAGCGGAGGUGGAGGCAGAGAGCCUCCUGUGAAUACGCCUUCUCUUGCGCUUGCGCUUGCACAUGCUCCUGCUUCUGCGCCUGCUCCUGCGCCUUUGUUUACGCCUGCACCACCGGGAUCUGAAUUGGCAGCAGAAGUAGCAGGCGGGAGAGCUUGGUUGAAGGAUUACGUGGAUAGGUUGGCUUCUUCGGCCUCGUCUUCAUUCUCCUCGCGCACUCUCUCAUUGGGACAUUCCGGCAGGUUUUUUAGCGGAAGCAGCAGCCGCCGGAGCGAAGGCUUCGGGGGAAGUAGUCGACGAAGUGACGAUGGCACCGCUGGUUUUGAUGGCGGGAAUUGGGAUUUGGAGGGAAACCGGGUGGGCGAAGAGAUCAGUAGUUUUUUCCGGUGGUUAUCGGGGGUAUGAUUCGUAAUUUCCUAUCAACAUGAGAGCAACUUCAAUUCGAGGUCAAAAUGACGGAAAUAGCCUCUCCUCGAAUGGUUUUAUUAUCCUGUACAGAGGUUAAUUAGGAGGCGAAGGACAGUGAAACAGAAAAGCGAAAACGCCCUCAAUGGUCUGGGAGACUUGGAGACUUGGAUUGGAUCAUUGGAAUUGGAAUCCUACUUUCGUGGGCAUUAUCGUCAUAACAACUUAAGAGGUGAGCAUUUCAAUGAUUUUACUGAAAUGCCCCUAUAGGACAGAAUUGUAUUCUGAAACUUGUAAAAAUUGGCUUGCGAGUUGCGACAAUCAAACGGUUUGCAUUAAAAGUUGGGAGGAUUAGGUCAAUAAAAGGAGCGAGUGAGAUCAUCAUUCAUCAAACAUUAAUUGGAGUGAUUUGAGUGGAGUAGAGAGAGCGACCAAACCAAACUCACUUUUGCUAGGUCCAGACUCAGAGAGAGAGAGAUUGUUUAAUGAAUUAUAUGGAUCAGAGAGGAAGGGGUAUGUAUUAAAUGGGCCCCCAUUUAUGAGAAGUCACAGAUAACUGGUUUCAUUACGUGACCUCUCAUGGGAGAUAGGCGGCUUUAUCAAUUUAUCAUAUUCAUGUGUGUGAUUUUCUAGCUUGUGAGUUGUUUAAAUGUGUAGUAUAUGUGUUAGAAACAGGACCCUCUACGUGGUGGUCCAAAUGGGAGGUCCCUAGCAAUUUGUCCGGAUCGAAGUUUCUCAAAUGAAUGAUCAAUUGCUUGUUCCUUUU
Messenger RNA from Nelumbo nucifera (sacred lotus), 2141 nucleotides. The record is from RefSeq and is a predicted model, not a curated record. NCBI's taxonomy places the organism in Eukaryota, Viridiplantae, Streptophyta, Magnoliopsida, Proteales, Nelumbonaceae.